This is a messenger RNA of Vidua macroura (Pin-tailed whydah), 658 nucleotides long. Its product is annotated as arf-GAP with GTPase, ANK repeat and PH domain-containing protein 2-like. The record is from RefSeq and is a predicted model, not a curated record. Bases 148 to 633 code for a protein of 161 amino acids. The transcript has 5 exons. Lineage: Eukaryota; Metazoa; Chordata; Aves; Passeriformes; Viduidae.
GCCUGGAGGAGCUGCAGCGGCAGCGGGAGCGGCUGCGGCGGGACGGGGACGCGCUGCGCCGGGAGCUGGCACGGGCACGAGGUGACAGCAGCAGGGGCAACGCCAGCCUCGUGUCCUGCCGGGAGCGGGCGGCCAGGCUGGAGGCCAAUGUCACCGCGCUGGGGGACGAGCUGGUGGCGCUGCGGCGCGAGCGGGCCCAGCUGGCCGGUGACAAAGUGGCCCUGCAAGAGGAGGUGGCGCGGGGCGCGGAGCAGGCGCGGGGGCUGCGGCGGCGGCUGCAGGAGGCGCUGGAGCAGCAGCGGGAGCUGCGGGAGCGCCGGGAGCGCUGCGAGGCGCGACAGAGGGAGCUCCAGGACACCCUCCGGGACUACGCGGCCGAGCUGGAGGCGCUGCGGCGGCGGGGCAGGGACAGGGACAGAGGCAGCGGGCGCAGGUGUCCCCCGGGCCGGAAGGGCUGAGGCCCCGCAGCCCCCCCGGCCCCCCCAGCGAGCGCCACAUCGCCGGUGUCGCCGUGUCCCCAGCGCCGGGAGCCGCGGGGCUGGCCCGGCCCCGGAGCCGCCAGCGCGGCGCGGCAGCGACGGGGGUGGGACACGGCUCCUGAUCCCAGUGAUCCCUGAUCCCGCUGAUCCCUGAUCCAACCGUAAUCCCUGAUCCCAGU